Messenger RNA from Owenia fusiformis, 1795 nucleotides. The record is from the annotation of a GenBank genome assembly. Lineage: Eukaryota; Metazoa; Annelida; Polychaeta; Sabellida; Oweniidae.
ACUUCCAUCGAAACCAAUGUAAACUAAUCAAAAGUUGGGAAAUAUUUGCCCGAAUAUGAUCUUUUACUCAAAUAUUGUGGACAUCUAGAACUUAAGAGGAGGCAAAGACUCCACGAUUGAAUAAAUCGAAACACUGCUUAGAAACCACUUCACCGUGAUAGCAUAAAUUGAAAACGAAAUUAUGCCAAAGGACAAUAACAUAUUCAUGGUGAGGGUGCCCCGCGCAGUGGAAGAGCCGAACAAGUUGACACACAGCCCAAUGCCGCCCAAACCAGAGAGAAAAAUAAAAUCAGCACCGCCAAUGAGGUCAAAAUCACCUGUUAAAAAUAAACAUUUGUUUUAUGGAAAAUUUAAACCAGUAAAAGUUAACCGUGACGUAAAGGAUGUGUCGCAACUAGACUUUCGGAACCGAUCUUGGAGCGUAUGUGGGGGUAACGAUACAUAUUGUAACUCGCCAACACUAUAUGGACAUGACAACAAACGAACUGAAAAGCUUUGGAAUAUCCAAGAUGUCGCAUUGACAAAACGAGAAGUUGAGACUGCUUUACCGAGACGAAGUUUCUACAAUUGCCAUGAUUUGACAUUGAAAAGGGCAGGCAUCGAUCCAAAGAAAAUAGAACAGGAUGCCCAAAAGAAAACGGAGGUAAAGACAAAGAAAAAAACAAAGAAGAGAAGAAGGAAAAAAUCAAAACAACUUAAAAUUGCCAAAGCAAGUGAAACUCAAUCUGAAGUUAAUGAAAACAUUGUUAGUGACGAGGCCAUAAACAAACUGUCUCUCCAGUCUACAAACACCCCUGAUACAAAUACCCCUGAUCAACACACAAACGAAGUCUCUGGAGCUAAUAAUAUGAUAAAGACAAUUAAUGAAACACAUGCCAAAGAUUGGAAACACAACAAAUCAUCCGAUAAGGGUGACAACAAUUCAGAUAGCAUUGCUGUGUCAAGGGCAUCGAGUGAACAUGAUCUUAUUUCUAGUCGAAUUGAAAACGAAGCCAACAAAGCAGAUGACAAUAACAUUCAAACAUUGAUGUCAGAGCAAACCGAUAUAACUCCUGUUGAAACAAAAGAAACAACUGAAGAGGAAAAGCCACAGUGUAUCACUACUGAUAAAGACGAUGCAAUUGCUAACGCCAGUAGCGUGAAUGAAUCGAACACUAAUUCAACUGCAGAUUCAAAGGCUACGGAUGUUACACGAGAAAGUAAUAAAGAGCUAGAACUCGUUAUAGCUGAUAUUGUGAAAAAGACCCAGGCAGCCCAAAGAUUAAAAACAGGUAAAACCCGAGAUGUGGAUUUUACAGUAUUACUCAAAUAUCUGCUUGAGGUCAAACGAUGUCCAAUGGAUUAUUGGAGAACAAAACAUAAGCUCAGUGGAAGAAAUAACAGUGGUACGACAGUUGAAACUUACCAAACAGACAUUCCAACCGAAUCCCUUAUUGUUCAAGCAGCGUAUGAAGUAACGCUCAUGUCCCGAAUGCUCAAUCCAGAAACAUUCAGACGGCGUAAAGCGGAGGCAGAGGCGAAGACAAAGUCAGCCAGCGGGGCAACCGUAAAACUAAAAGACAACAGGAUCAACGUUGAUAUUCCAAGUACAGUGAAUCAGGAAUAUAGUUCAAGAGUAGAAAAGUACCGAGCAGAAGUAGAGCAAUGGCUGACGACACUAACAACAAUCCAGAUGACAACGGCACGUGAUAUGGCCCUGAAAGUAAUGGGCGAGAAGGGAAGGUCAGAUAUGAAUGAAAUGAUCCGUAGACGGAAAGCACAAGAUCUAAAAGAACAAUUUACAUCAGUUUUUUAA